AUGUUUAUAGGCGUCCACUGGUCGUUGUUACAUAAGACCAGUGUAUGUUCAAAAGCUACAUUGUUCUUAAUUCUCUGCAUCUCGUUAACAGUUAUUUCGCCUUUCUUGAUUGUGUAUCGCACCCAGGGCUUGUGGAUAAAACAUGCAGAAUAUAGAGAACAGGCAGAUGUCCACUUCAAGCACCAAGUCCUCAUUGUCAGUGACACAGCUUCAGGCCCUCUUGUGUGGUCUACCCAGCCCUCAUUUAAUAAUCUCAUGGGAAAUUAUUUACGUAUUCCAUUAGUAAAGUCAUAUGAAGAGGAUGAAAACCAUGACGGUGUGAAUGAUAGACUAGUCUUCAGCUUGAAUAUUCCUUUACUGAGCAAUGAGUUGGUUUAUGGCACCACACUGUUGCUGACAUUUGACUACAGACUACAUCACAUGUGUGAGUUGAUAAUGGAGGGUGCAGGACUGUUUCAGCAUACUAGUGGAGUUCCCGUGUCAGCUUUUCAUGUCACAACUGACCUAGCCCUGCACCAACGUCAGCCUCUUCCUCCCUCUGGCAUACAUGCUUUAUAUAACGCAUCCAUACUGCCAUCAUCCGUCUCUGACACAAGAAGCUGGAGAUUUCAGGAAAUUUUCUCCAGUUACUGGAAAAGAAAUAUUACGACCAGAUUUACCAACUUGUACACCAGCUGGCAGACAGGACAGAGUGAUUCAUUUACCAUAAAUUUGGUUGUGCAGUACCCAGAACAAACUGUUUUGUAUAUUCCUGGGUUUUGGUAUGUGCUUAAAUGGGCAUGGAUACAAUAUUUUGCUGUCUUAGUGAUCUUGGCAUAUGUUAUUAGUCUGAUUAAGGACUGGGUUUACCAGAACCAGGUUGUGUCAACAUGGGUUCAAUUCCCUUCAAAGAAAGAUGGGUAGAGUUCUGAAUAGAAAUAGCAAAUGUUAUGUGUACAAUUACAAUGCAAUUAUCUAGUCAUAAUCAGUGAUUAAGGGUUUAGAGAGUCAGGUGUUGAUGUUAAUCCAAGAAGUCAUCUUGCCCAUUGUCAUGUAUGUGUCAAUUUUUUGUUUAUAAUCUUAUAUAAUAAUACAGAGUUCAUAAUCUUUAUUGAUAGAACUGUACCGUGCCUACCGUCCAAAGUGUAUAUCAUUGAUUUGUAAAAUCUGUACUUUAAAAAUUAAUUAAUU
Penaeus vannamei (Pacific white shrimp) is the source of this 1170-nucleotide messenger RNA. The record is from RefSeq and is a predicted model, not a curated record. Lineage: Eukaryota; Metazoa; Arthropoda; Malacostraca; Decapoda; Penaeidae.